Messenger RNA from Linum trigynum, 3080 nucleotides. The record is from the annotation of a GenBank genome assembly. NCBI's taxonomy places the organism in Eukaryota, Viridiplantae, Streptophyta, Magnoliopsida, Malpighiales, Linaceae.
CAUCAGUCCACAAAAAAGCUUUCCCAUCCGUCUUUCUUCUUCUUCUGAAAGCAGCAAUGGAGGAGUGCAACAAGCAGUUCUGCAAGAGCUACAUGCUUCUGGACUACGACAAAAUCGGCCUCGUCGACCUCAUCAGCCUGUUGAUCUCUCCCAACAUAGGGAAAAGGAAGUUCGUCGACUGCAAGCAGACCUCGGAACCGAGCUUCCGGCGCAGGUGGCUCAUUUUCUUGUCCAUCGUGGUCCACAAGCUCCUCCAGCUCAUCGCCAAGCCCUUGUCCUUCGUCGGAACCUGCGUCGAGUUGUGGUUCAGCCUCUUGUCCCGCAACGGCGGCUUCCCCGGCCUCUUGUUCAACACUCUCACAUGGCAAGUAGUGGCUCCGGACAAGUCGUCGUCGACGUACGUGUCGUUCGUGGGGAAUUUCGACCACAGGACCGAGCUGGACGGGAACAUCAAGCGAGGGGAUCCGAGGUACAAUCCCGCGCUUGCGAUAAUGGCGGCUAAGCUUUCGUACGAGAGCGGCAGCUACAUUGAAACCGUUGUCAAUCAGCAUUGGCAGAUGGAGUUUUUGGGAUUUUUCGACUUCCAUAACGCGUACCAAAACAAAGCGUCGACGCAAGCGUUUCUGAUGCGCGACAAGGCCGCCGACGGCAGCGAGACCGUCGCGGUGGUGUUCCGGGGAACGGAGCCGUUCGACGCGGACUCGUGGUGCAGCGACGUGGACAUCUCGUGGUACGAGCUCCGCGGAGUGGGCCGGAUCCACGGCGGGUUCAUGAAGGCAUUGGGCCUGCAGAAGUGCCUGGGCUGGCCCAAGACGCUCCAACAGGCCGGGCCCGAGCACGAGGACCGCCCGCUGUUCGCCUACUACAAGAUCAGGGAAAUGCUGACGGAGAUCAUGUCACAGAACGAGAAGGCGAAGUUCUUCGUCGCCGGGCACAGCCUCGGCGGCGCGUUGGCCACCGUGUUCCCAGCGGUGCUGAUGCUCCACGACGAGGACAUGCUGCUUAAGAGGCUGGAAGGUGUGUACACGUUCGGCCAGCCGCGCGUCGGGGACGAGAAGUUUGGGAAGUACAUGAAGCGGAAGUUGGAUGAGUACGGGAUCGGGUAUUAUAGGUUUGUUUACGGGUUCGACAUCGUGCCGAGGCUGCCGUACGACGAUGCCAACCUCAUGUUCAAGCAUUUCGGGACUUGUAUCUUCUUCAACCGCAACUACCAGGGACAGGUGGUUGUGGAGGAGCCAUACAAGAACUAUUUUUCUCCGGGAGGGACGAUAGGAAUGAUAUGGAAUGCGUUGAUGGAGCUGACGAGAAGCUUCACGAUAGCCAUCGAUUACGGCGAAGAGUACAGUGAAGGAUGGCUGCUCACCGGCGUCCGGCUGGUCGGGUUGCUGAUUCCGGGGUUGCCGGCCCAUUUGCCACGGGAUUAUGUGAACUGUACCCGCUUGGGACCGCCGCACCUGCUUCAUUCAUCGUGAUCAUAUGAUGGAACUUCCACCUCUAUACGUACCUCGUUCUACUUGUGUGAUCGAUCGAUAUCUGGACGAAUAUGAAAAAGUAAUGUUUUGUGAUUGAAUUGUUUUGUUUUUAUAUAGAAUCCAUGUUAUAAUAAGGCAAGUCCAAGGGGCAAUAAUCGUUGUGGUGGGUACGUUAAUAAAUAAUAUAAGAUUUAUAGUUGAAUUUUUUCCGAUUAAUAAUUUAAAUUAUUGAGAAUAAAUGAUUGUUUGUAUAGUAAUAUGAGAGUUUUUUAUGGAUGACUGAGAGAUGUGUGUUCUAACAUUGUUUACUUUAAAAAGUAAAAUUGUUCUUUUGACUUCGUUCAAGUGGACGUCAUUGUUCCCAAAUUCCUUGGAUGCUACAACUUGAGAGUUGGGUGUCACUAUCUCUCCACUAUGGUUAGUUCUAAACUGAAAAGUUUCUUUAUCUCCAAUCAAAUUUCACCAAUUACCAUAUACUCAUCACUGGCCCAAGUCAAUGCAUUUGCAUAUUUUGUUAUGUAUACAAAGGAAACUGUAAUGCAUCUUGUGUUUCGUAUUUUUUAUGGAGUUGCAAUGGUAGUUUUGUAUUCAGAUGUCUCUUAAUGCUAGUGAUGAUUUGCUUGUCGUCGGACAUGGAGUAUAUUUCCUCGACUAGUUGGUUUUGGCAUAUUUGUUUUUGUGUUGCAGAUGGCAUAGUUCGUAUAGUUUGUGGAGCAUUUUCGGUGGAGGUCCGGUGGUAUUUGAAUUUUGUUUCUCCUGUUAGGGGCCGUUUGUGUGUUAUUUUGCAGGUAGCUUGCACAUCAAAUCUACUGUUAGGCUAUUGGAACUCGGCAUAUAAGCGAUAUGACGUUUAUACUCGAUGGAUUGGUGCUUCAAUGAGCUUGUUGAAAGAAGACUUUAUUUGCGUUUAUUCGUUUAUUUAUGUUACUAGGCAUACUCACAGGGUUGCCCAUCGCGUGGCAUAAAUGACCCUUACAUCGGUAGCAACCCUUUUGGUUGACCACCGCCCUUUCAUUUUAAACGUACUGUAAUACCUUAUCUAUUACAAACUAUCUGUAAUAACUCCAUUCACGCCUCUGACAUGGGGAGUUGGACAUUAAAUUGGAGGGACAUGAGGAGCUGGCAAUGGUGUCGGUGCACCCUCCCUAUCAUGAACCCUUCUCUUCAGUUCAAUAAAUUAACGAUCCUUCUUCCCCCGAUCGCCCGUAAAUUGCACCAUCAAAGCCAUUCCUCCCAACCUCAAUACCUCCCAUUAGUACUGCUAACUCUCAAGACUAGAAGUUCAUCCCAUCAUCAUCAAGCUCACUCCCUCCUUCCGUCCGCCAACCUCUAGCUCAUCGUCGCCGUCAUCGUCAUCACCGGAGGAGGAAGGUGCGACCCAUAGCUACCAACUUCGUAUCUCCCAUUCUCUCUCGACUAGUAGGUAAGCAAAACGAAUCCCCUCGCCAUUCAAGCUUCAAGGCUACAUAACUAACUAACAAAUGGUCUUUCUAUGGCGUAGCUUCGGCGGCGAAAGAGCGGGGUGACCAAACGACGAUUCAAACAAGGAACUGAGGUCCUAAGGCUUCCUAGCUAGGCCUAGACUCGUAUUAAAGGUAAGGAAGCCUG